AUGUCCACCUCACGCGAGUCCGUCGCUGGCAACACCCCUUCAGGCGCCGUCGCCCUCCCGCCUCGAAGGAACCGCGCGGACGGCGCAUCCAACGCGCCCGUCUGGUCACUCGAGGCGAGCGCAGACGGAAACGCAGAAGUCCCACUGGCGGCCAAAUGCGACCUGCACAACCGCGAACGGACGGUGUGCUGCAGGGAUCUGAAGGGAGACGACGAGCGGCACUUGAUUAAUCCCGACGUCGUGAAGGACAUCAUCAUCGGCCUUGCGGAUGGCCUGACCGUCCCCUUCGCCCUCACCGCCGGUCUCUCCUCGCUCGGCUCGUCGAAGCUCGUCGUCACGGCUGGCAUCGCAGAACUCGUCUCGGGUGCGCUGAGUAUGGGAGUCGGUGGCUACUUGUCGGCGCAGGCAGAGCGUGAUCACUACCGCUACUUGAAGAAGCAGACUCGGGAACGAGUGAUGCGAUCCUGCGCAGGUGAGAUGGAGCGCGAAGUCAAUGCGAUCCUUUCCCCACUCGGCGUCGACGACGCCCUCUCCCGCCGCAUUGCUGGCGCGCUCCUCUCCGUCGAAGCGACCCUCCCGCCCCCCGAAGCACCGCUCUCCAUCACCCGCCAAUGCCUCAACGCCAUCGCCCGCCGUCCUCGCUUCACGAACCUCACAAAUUCCGACCCCGAACGCGCGCGCUUGUUGCCUACCAAAACCGACAAGGACGCGGACGACGACGAUAAAGGACUCACGGCGUUCUUGCUCAAGUUCGGCGAGGGGUUGGAGGAGACGACCGACGCGCGGCUGUUCAUCUCGGCACUGACGAUCGGCUUGUCGUACUUCCUCGGCGGACUUAUCCCCCUCGCGCCGUACUUCUUCUUCCAUCUCGCCAUCAAGGCGUUGUGGUGGUCCGUCGGUAUCACAGGCGUCGUGCUGCUCCUCUUUGGAGCGGUCAAGGCGUACGUGAGCGGUGCGGAAAUCGGCGUUUCGGGCUAUGCAUACGGCAGUAUCUCGACCCUCCUCGUCGGUGGUGCUGCAGCAGCUGCCUCGUUCGGCAUCGUCCGCGCACUCGAAGGUCGCGGCGAAUGA
Rhodotorula toruloides NP11 is the source of this 1071-nucleotide messenger RNA. RefSeq lists its product as uncharacterized. Gene Ontology annotation, molecular function: iron ion transmembrane transporter activity; manganese ion transmembrane transporter activity. The transcript has 6 exons. Gene Ontology annotation, cellular component: fungal-type vacuole membrane. The record is from RefSeq and is a predicted model, not a curated record. NCBI's taxonomy places the organism in Eukaryota, Fungi, Basidiomycota, Microbotryomycetes, Sporidiobolales, Sporidiobolaceae. Gene Ontology annotation, biological process: intracellular manganese ion homeostasis. The coding region runs from base 1 to 1071 and encodes 356 amino acids.